AAUACGGUACAAGUUACCCGUGAUCGCGAACGUUUAAUCCAAUUGACAAAAGGUUGGGAGAUACGUUUAUCCCAACCGAAAACAGAGACUGUCAUUAAUCAAGGUUUGAAUUUAAGUUCACCAUCAGGUAGAAUGAUACCUGAAUGGAGAAGGAAUUUGUAA
Molecule: messenger RNA, 162 nt
Organism: Trichobilharzia szidati
Lineage: Eukaryota; Metazoa; Platyhelminthes; Trematoda; Strigeidida; Schistosomatidae
Source: the annotation of a GenBank genome assembly